Molecule: messenger RNA, 1702 nt
Organism: Glycine soja
Lineage: Eukaryota; Viridiplantae; Streptophyta; Magnoliopsida; Fabales; Fabaceae
Product: lysine histidine transporter 2-like
Exons: 7
Coding region: 91-1410 (439 amino acids)
Cellular component (GO): plasma membrane
Source: RefSeq, a predicted model, not a curated record
CAAAAAACACGCAGACACAUUACUCUUUGCUAUAUGAAUUCAAGUGAAUGGCAAAGAAAUUAAUCAAAUACUGCGUGUGGGGGUGGGAAAAUGGGGCACUCUAAGGAAAAUAGUGAUGUUGCUGCCAAGCAGAAGGCAAUUGAUGAUUGGCUUCCAGUCACUGGUUCCCGAACUGCCAAAUGGUGGUCUUCAGCUUUCCACAAUCUCACAGCAAUGGUUGGUGCAGGUGUCCUCAGCCUUCCCUUUGCCAUGUCAAAUAUGGGCUGGGGUGCCGGUUCCACCGUGCUUAUCUUGUCAUGGGUAAUCACCCUCUACACCCUGUGGCAAAUGGUUGAGAUGCACGAAAUGGUGCCCGGAAAAAGAUUUGAUAGGUACCAUGAGUUGGGACAACAUGCCUUCGGAGAAAAACUAGGUCUCUGGAUUGUGGUUCCCCAACAAGUUGUUGUUGAAGUUGGCACGUGCAUUGUCUAUAUGGUUACUGGGGGCAAGUCAUUGAAGAAAGUUCAUGAUACCCUUUGUCCCGAUUGCAAAGAUAUUAAGACCUCAUAUUGGAUUGUUAUCUUCGCUUCUGUGAACUUCGCUCUUGCGCAAUGCCCCAACUUAAACGACAUCUCUGCUAUCUCUUUUGCUGCAGCUGUCAUGUCUUUGAUAUACUCAACCAUCGCUUGGUGUGCUUCUAUAAACAAGGGGAUUGACGCAAAUGUGGAUUAUGGCUCCAGAGCCACUAGCACUGCUGAUGCUGUAUUCAACUUCUUUUCUGCCUUGGGUGAUGUAGCAUUUGCCUAUGCAGGUCAUAAUGUGGUUUUGGAAAUUCAAGCAACCAUGCCUUCAUCUGAAGAUACACCUUCCAAGAAACCCAUGUGGAGAGGAGUUAUUUUGGCAUACAUAGGAGUUGCAUUCUGCUACUUACCUGUUGCCUUCAUUGGAUACUAUAUGUUUGGAAACUCAGUUGAUGAUAACAUCCUCAUCACACUAGAACGCCCCGCUUGGCUCAUUGCCGCUGCUAACCUUUUUGUCUUUGUCCACGUUGUUGGAGGCUACCAGGUGUUUGCCAUGCCAGUGUUUGAUAUGAUCGAAACCUGCAUGGUUACAAAAUUAAAUUUUCCACCUUCUACUGCACUCCGAGUAACAACUCGCACUAUUUAUGUUGCGGUGACAAUGUUAAUUGGCAUAUGUGUUCCGUUCUUUGGCUCUCUUCUUGGAUUUCUUGGAGGCUUUGCGUUUGCCCCGACAUCAUAUUUUUUGCCCUGUAUCAUAUGGCUUAAGCUUAAAAAGCCCAAGAAAUUUGGCUUGUCUUGGACAAUUAACUGGAUCUGCAUUAUUCUUGGGGUAGUGUUGAUGAUAUUAUCUCCAAUUGGUGCUCUAAGGAAUAUCAUACUAUCGGCCAAGAACUACAAGUUCUUCUCGUAGACUAUUGAUGCAAUCAUUGAUUUCCCAACUGUUUUAAAAGUUAGAUGGGUGAAACUAAAUAACAAGAAAGCAUUUACAUACAUGCUUUAUGCAUAGAAUAUAGAUAAUAGAUAGCUUCAUAGGAUUUGUAGAAGUGAUAGACACACAACUAGCCUUGCACAAAAUUGAAGCAACUAUCUUGCUCACUAUGUAGAAUGUAGAUCAUUAUUGGAGACACGGUUGAACGAGUAUACCGGUUGUAACCGUAAUGAAGUAGUGAAUAUAGUAUUGCUUUUAUGAUUUUGUAGUAUAA